Molecule: messenger RNA, 792 nt
Organism: Cololabis saira (Pacific saury)
Lineage: Eukaryota; Metazoa; Chordata; Actinopteri; Beloniformes; Belonidae
Exons: 4
Coding region: 1-792 (263 amino acids)
Biological process (GO): cell surface receptor signaling pathway
Cellular component (GO): plasma membrane
Source: RefSeq, a predicted model, not a curated record
AUGAAACUCUACACGAUCAUCACCGUCUUCUACACAACCUUUGACUUCAUCCAGGUCUCAGGUUCCUCUCUCAGUGACAAAGUCCACCAGAAUCCAUCUGAGAUGUUUGUAAAAUCUGGAGAAACCACCGACAUCAACUGUUCACACAGUAUUGACAACUACGACCGAAUCCUCUGGUACCAACAAUCAGAUGGAAGCCUGCAGGUCCUCGGAUACAUGUGCGUGGUUUCUAUAAAGAAGAUCACAGGAGAUGCAAAUAAAGGAAAAACCUGCACGUUUCAUCUGCUGGUGGAACAAACAGGACCUGAAAUGGGAGCUGGAUGCAGAGCCUCAAACUCCAACUCCUUCAACAUCACAUUCAUCAUCUGCAUGUUAAUGUUCUUGUAUUUCCCAGUAAAUAAAGGCGCCUCUGACACCAAACGGGUCGACCAAACUCCUCCUGCCAUCUUCAAGAGAGAUGGUGAAUCUGUGGACAGUGAGAUCAAAUGUUCACAUGAAAUACAAUACUAUGAAUUCAUUCUGUGGUACAAACAGGACAAACUCGGAGCUCUGAAGCUGCUGGGAUAUCUGAACAUGGAAUUUCAAAAUCCUGAAGAAGAUGUGAAGGGAAAAAUCAGCUUUGACGGAGAUGGCAGGAAGAAGUCCAGCCUCACAGUUUCUGACCUGAAACUGAACGACAGUGCCGUGUAUUUCUGUGCUGCUAGACGACACAGUGCUACAGAUUCCCUCAAAGUCUUUACAAAAACCUCAAUUUAUCUGUUUGACUGGCAGACGAGGCCUUCAGACUCCUGA